Messenger RNA from Tachyglossus aculeatus (Australian echidna), 1343 nucleotides. It is a transcript of the gene CENPM, whose product is annotated as centromere protein M. The coding region runs from base 9 to 563 and encodes 184 amino acids. The transcript has 6 exons. NCBI's taxonomy places the organism in Eukaryota, Metazoa, Chordata, Mammalia, Monotremata, Tachyglossidae. The record is from RefSeq and is a predicted model, not a curated record.
CGAGAACGAUGGCGGCGGCUGUGCUGCGCGCGCUCGACAAGCUGCCCCUGCCCAACAUGGCCGCCAUCUUGUUGGUUGGCACUGAUGAAAAACAGCUGGAACAGCUAGCCGAGGCCAUGCUGAAGGAGAGCAAGUCUUUCAAGAUCCAGAUCCACUUGGCCCCAUCGCUCCCUCUGCCCUCUGACACCUCGCAUCUCCGGCCCCGAAUCGACCUGAUUGUCUUCCUGUUUAGCCUGCAGAGCAAGAAAAGCUUCAGGAGCGUGGAGGCCUCGCUCGCUCACGUCGAUGCCAGCUUCUUCCUUGGCAAAGUGUGCUUCCUGGCCACUGGAGCCGGAAGAGAAGACCGCUGCAGCGUCCACAUGAGCACCGGCGAGAAGCUGGCCUUCACCUACAACAGCCCCCUCCUCUUCUGCAACCUGGAGAGCUCCGGCGAGUGCGCGGUGACGGCCCAGCGUCUGCUCCGCAUGCUGCAGGUGUCCGCGGGCUUCGUGCCGGGGGUGUCCACCCUGAGCCUGACCUCCAUGCUGAAGAGGACCGGCAGCGCCUCGUGGGAGGAGUGGUGAGGGGGCCGCGCCCCCCGCCCCGGGCCCCAGAUGCAGGGAAGGGGGUCCCAGCUGAUUCUGGGGGUGGGGAGCGCCGCCGCACACACCUGGGUCUGUCUGUGAGAGCUCUCGGGCCCUCCGUCCAACCCGCGGAAGGUCACUGUGAAGGAGAUGGAUGCGCUGGGAGUUGGAAGGGGCGUCAUCCUGGGAGACUUGGGAGCUGGUCGUUGUCGUUCCUUCCUGUCAAAGAGGAAGGGGAGCUAGUGCCCAGGUAGGAAACCUCCCUCCUGCCUGCCCAGGAGACCUCUGAGCCACCGAGUCUGCCAAGAGCUGGGCCCGGAGCCCCGAGAGGGCAGCCCCUUCUUGGCCCCGCAUUUCUGGCAGCCUCCAGUCUCCCUCGGUGGGGCAAUAACUCCCUCUGUGAGCCGAUGACGCCGGAGGCCCCAACCCGCCAGGUUGUGUCCUGCGAGAACCGGUGGUACAACGCGGCCGGCCCGGGGGAGAGCCCCCCGCCUGUCCCGAGUGCCAGGGGCGGCCUCCGUCAGCCACCCUCGCCACCCUUCCUCUGCCGCUCCCCAACACGUCUCCGCAGGCCAAAGAACCCCAAGCCCCCCACCCUGGAAGGGGCGGGAGUGGAGAGGGGCUCGGCGGGCAGCAGGUGCCACCAAGGAGUGGAUGCCCGGGUUGGGGGGUGAGGGAGCCUCCAGGAACUCCAGACCAUUUGUGCUCAGACUCCCACCUGCGGAUCCCCGCGUAGGCCACCGACGGGCUCCGUAAUAAAGUUGGCCUCAAGCCGAACCG